Xenopus tropicalis (tropical clawed frog) is the source of this 924-nucleotide messenger RNA. It is a transcript of the gene or11an16b, whose product is annotated as olfactory receptor family 11 subfamily AN member 16B. Gene Ontology annotation, molecular function: G protein-coupled receptor activity; olfactory receptor activity. Gene Ontology annotation, biological process: detection of chemical stimulus involved in sensory perception of smell; G protein-coupled receptor signaling pathway; signal transduction. The coding region runs from base 1 to 924 and encodes 307 amino acids. The record is from RefSeq and is a predicted model, not a curated record. NCBI's taxonomy places the organism in Eukaryota, Metazoa, Chordata, Amphibia, Anura, Pipidae. Gene Ontology annotation, cellular component: plasma membrane; membrane. The transcript has a single exon.
AUGAAUGAGAAGAACCAGACGUGGGUCAGUGAGAUUGUUCUCUUGGGAUUUCAGAAUCUCCACAACUUCAAGGUUCCCCUGUUCUCUCUGUUCCUUCUGAUUUACAUUCUGACAGUUUGGGAGAACGUCCUCAUCAUAGUGUUGGUGGCCUUCAGCCGGAACCUCCACUCCCCCAUGUACUUCUUUCUCCAGCAGCUGUCCCUCACUGACCUACUGGGGUCCUCAGAUAUUGGUCCCACCCUGCUCCAAACUGUAAUAAAUAAUGGAGCUACAAUGUCUUUUUAUGGCUGUUUAACACAACUCUAUUUUUGGGGUUGUUCAGGAAUUUUUGAGUGUUUGCUCCUAGCAGUAAUGGCCUAUGACAGAUACGUGGCCAUCUGCAUCCCCCUGAGAUACACUUCUAUCAUGACCCACAGGGUUUGUACUAAAUUAGUUGUCAUUCCAUGGGCUCUUGGCUUUGGCAUCUCAGUGAUCACAGUGAAACUCACAGGGACACUAGAGGUCUGUGACCAAAAUACCAUUAAUCACUUUUUCUGUGAUGUUUUCCCUCUUGUAGAACUUUCCUGCUCAGACACAUUCUCACUGCAAAUAGAAGCAUUCUUUCUAUUUGUCCCCAUAAUUGUUUUCCCAGUUGUAGUCAUAAUUGUAUCAUAUAUGUGUAUUGCCCAUGCAAUCCUAAAGAUAGUGUCCCAUACCGGGAGGCAAAAAGCCUUCUCCACCUGCAGCUCCCACUUGGCCGUGGUCUCCAUGUUUUAUGGGACUAUAAUUGCUAUUUAUGUGGUUCCCCCAAGAAAAGAUUUACAGACCAUAAGUAAAGUUCUCUCUCUGUUAUACACUGUAGGGACCCCAUUGGUUAACCCACUGAUUUACAGCUUGAGAAAUAAAGACCUAAAUAUUGCCCUUAAAAACCUCAAAGUUAAUUGA